Molecule: messenger RNA, 1916 nt
Organism: Ipomoea triloba (trilobed morning glory)
Lineage: Eukaryota; Viridiplantae; Streptophyta; Magnoliopsida; Solanales; Convolvulaceae
Product: splicing factor U2af small subunit B-like
Exons: 5
Coding region: 56-1015 (319 amino acids)
Biological process (GO): mRNA splicing, via spliceosome
Cellular component (GO): spliceosomal complex; U2AF complex
Molecular function (GO): pre-mRNA 3'-splice site binding; metal ion binding
Source: RefSeq, a predicted model, not a curated record
ACAGGGGAUAGAGUGUAGAGAGAGAGAGAGAGGUGAAUUUGAAGUGUCGGUUUCAAUGGCGGAGCACUUGGCAUCGAUAUUCGGAACGGAGAAGGAUCGGGUGAACUGCCCCUUCUACUUCAAGAUCGGCGCGUGCCGUCACGGCGACCGCUGCUCCAGGCUCCAUACCAAGCCCAGCAUCAGCCCCACCAUCCUCCUCUCCAACAUGUACCAGCGCCCCGACAUGAUCACCCCCGGCGUCGACGCCCAAGGCCACCCAAUCGAUCCUCAUAAGAUGCAAGAGCACUUCGAGGAAUUUUAUGAAGAUUUGUUUGAGGAAUUGAGCAAGUAUGGUGAGAUUGAGAGUCUGAAUGUUUGUGAUAAUCUGGCUGACCACAUGGUGGGCAAUGUUUAUGUUCAGUUUCGAGAAGAGGAGCAGGCUGCAAAUGCUCUGAAAAAUCUCUCAGGAAGGUUCUAUGCUGGAAGACCUAUCAUUGUUGAUUUCUCUCCAGUAACUGAUUUUCGUGAAGCAACAUGUAGACAGUAUGAGGAAAAUUCCUGCAAUCGUGGGGGGUACUGCAACUUUAUGCAUCUUAAGAGGAUUAGCAGGGAGCUGAGGCGGCAUUUGUUUGGGAGGUACCACAGAAGACACAGCCGAAGCAGAAGCAGGAGUCCCUACAGGCAUAAAAGCUAUGAAGAGCGUUCUCACAGGAGCCAUAGUAGGAAGUAUGAUGAUAGGGAUCAGUACUACGAGAGUAGGAGUAGGAGACACCAAAGCACAAGUCCUGGCCAUCGGAAGGGGCGAAGCAGGAGCCCAGGUGGUAGAAGAGAGAGAAGUCCUGUUAGGGAUGGAAGUGAAGAGAGGCGUGCUAGGAUUGAGCAGUGGAAUCGGGAAAAGGAGCAGGCUGACCUUGCUAAAAAUGCCAAUGCAGAAGUCCUUGAUCACAAAAGUGAAAACAAUGAGAAGGGUUAUGCACAAAAUGAGGAUCAGUACUAUGGCCAACAUCCUUCACAACGAAAUGGAUAUGCAUACUGAUAUCCCUUUUGAACUGGUUUGUGUCCUUUCCCUUAUGAUUGAAUCUGUUUUGCCGUAUAGGUACAACAAUUCUGUUUCAAAGCAGGGCCACCUAUCCUAUAAAAGUUAGCUUACUGUCCAUUUUCCACUGUGCAGGCGGUGCAGGUUUUCAAUAUUGUGAUAGGGAAUAUAGAUAAACUUUCAUUCUUAUUUUUUCUAGUAUCUUUGGCAUGCAUGUUUUCUUUGGUCCAAUAGUUGAGUGUUUAAAAACCAUUCUGAAAAUCUUGAAGAUUGCUGCCUUCCUACUUGCACUUUGAAAGUCUUGAAAACAUUUCCUACCUUUGAAUGUGCAUGCACUGAAAGAAUUUGCCUCAAAUUUCUGUAAAGUCAUAAAGGGGGGAUGCAUUUUCUAAUUGAUCUGAAGUUGAAUAAACCAUUUUAUAGUAUGAUUAACCACCUCUUAUUGAUGUUAAGUUCCCCUCACAGAGGGCAUCAAUAAGAUUUUUUGCAUUUGUUUGCCAAGCAGUGAACAAUUUUACUUGUAAAGAUGCUCAAUUAGCUCUUCAAGUCCCACAUAAUUCAAGAUUUGUGACAUUGUUAACGUCAUUUGAGAAUGCUAUAGCCUUUGGCCCUUUGCAGAUUAUGGAUUUCUGUUUACAUUCACUCACCUUUGAGUUCAUCUUGCAAAUAGGUCAUCCCAAUAUCCCUUUUUACCCAAACUAAAAAAAGAUGUGUCCUUUGUUUUAUCCCUUCCAUCAUUUUUGUUGCUUUCUUGUGCCCUUCAUAUCAUCCUGUAAGCAUGAAUUCCAAAUCACUUUCCUCUUUUUAAACAAGAGUUAAAAUUAGUUUGCCUCCUCCAUUGUUCCUUGUUUUGUAAUUGCUUUUAGUGCAGCUAGGACAUCAUACAAACAUGAAUCCCAAA